UGACCGACUGCCCUAAAAUCUUUACAUUCAACACACAAAACUCCUCCUGAUUUUGUAUCAAAGUUCACAAGUCAACAUUCACACAAAUCAUCUUCUUCAGUUCAUGCUCAGAUUACAUAACUCAUCAUUCAUCACUUUUCAUCAUCAAUUCCAUAACUUAUCCGUUUUCAGUUCGAACAAGUCUUCGCGAGUAAUGGCACCUCCGAUACUAUCCUUAGCUUUACCGUCGGAAACCGGUCGAGUUCUCAGUAUUCAGUCGCAUACGGUUCAGGGUUAUGUUGGCAAUAAGUCAGCUGUUUUCCCACUUCAACUACUCGGUUAUGAUGUCGAUCCAAUUAUGUCAGUGCAAUUCUCGAACCAUACAGGAUACCCGACUUUCAAGGGGCAAGUUUUGAACGGAAAACAACUCUGGGAGUUGAUAGAGGGCUUAGAAGCCAAUAAUCUAUUAUACUACACUCAUCUAUUGACAGGUUACAUCGGGUCAGUUUCUUUUCUGGAUACUGUAUUAGAAGUAGUCAGUAAACUUCGUUCCAUCAAUCCAACACUUACAUAUGUUUGUGAUCCAGUGUUGGGCGAUGAAGGAAAGCUGUAUGUUCCUCAAGAAUUGGUGUCUGUAUAUCGUGAAAAGGUUGUCCCUGUUGCCUCAAUGUUGACUCCCAAUCAGUUUGAAGCUGAACAAUUGACCGGAUUCAGAAUUGCGUCUGAGCAAGAUGGUCGGGAAGCCUGUAGGCAUCUUCAUGCUGCUGGUCCAUCAAAGGUUGUGAUAACAAGCAUAUGCAUCGACGGGACUCUUCUUCUCAUCGGAAGUCAUGAGAAAGAAAAGGGUCAAUCUCCUGUGCAAUUCAAGAUCGUGAUCCCGAAAAUCCCUGCGUAUUUCACAGGGACAGGAGACUUGAUGACUGCAUUAUUACUUGGGUGGAGCAAUAAAUAUCCCAACAACCUUGAGAAAGCAGCCGAGCUUGCUGUAUCAAGCUUACAGGCGGUUCUGAGUCGAACGUUGAAGGAUUACGAGAAGGCUGGGUAUGAUCCGCAAACAAGCAGCUUGGAGAUUAGAUUGAUUCAGAGUCAAGAUGAUAUUCGAGACCCGGAGAUUACAUACAACGCACAUAUAUAUGAUUAGUUUGAUGUAAAAUUGAGUCCGGUAUGAUCACAAUACUUGAAACUUUUGUUAUACAAAGUUGAAGGGGCUACAUUUCUGUAAUGGACUCUAGGGUUUUACUUUAAUCAACCUAGAAUUAUCCUAUAUCUCGUUAUCGAA
Molecule: messenger RNA, 1258 nt
Organism: Helianthus annuus (common sunflower)
Lineage: Eukaryota; Viridiplantae; Streptophyta; Magnoliopsida; Asterales; Asteraceae
Product: pyridoxal kinase-like
Exons: 13
Coding region: 104-1120 (338 amino acids)
Biological process (GO): pyridoxal 5'-phosphate salvage
Cellular component (GO): cytosol
Molecular function (GO): pyridoxal kinase activity
Source: RefSeq, a predicted model, not a curated record